This is a messenger RNA of Leptinotarsa decemlineata (Colorado potato beetle), 2164 nucleotides long. RefSeq names its product E3 ubiquitin-protein ligase CBL (gene Cbl). Gene Ontology annotation, molecular function: receptor tyrosine kinase binding; SH3 domain binding; phosphotyrosine residue binding. Gene Ontology annotation, biological process: negative regulation of epidermal growth factor-activated receptor activity; cell surface receptor signaling pathway. Gene Ontology annotation, cellular component: membrane raft; plasma membrane. Lineage: Eukaryota; Metazoa; Arthropoda; Insecta; Coleoptera; Chrysomelidae. The record is from RefSeq and is a predicted model, not a curated record.
UCGACCUGACUUGUAAUGAUUACAUAUCAAAUUUUGAAUUUGAUGUCUUCACAAGGUUGUUUCAACCUUGGGCUACCCUCCUCAGCAACUGGAAGAUACUGGCCGUUACUCAUCAUGGUUAUGUGGCAUUCUUGACGUAUGAUGAAGUGAAGGCACGUCUUCAGAAGUACAUCAAUAAGGCAGGAAGUUAUGUGUUCAGGUUGUCGUGCACCAGAUUGGGGCAAUGGGCAAUAGGCUACGUAACGCCAGACGGCGAAAUUCUGCAAACCAUACCGCAAAAUAAAAGUCUGAUACAAGCUCUCUUGGAUGGAUAUCGAGAAGGAUUCUAUCUCUACCCCGAUGGCAGAUCAGUCAACCCUGAUCUAUCAUGGGCUGUCCAGCCUAGUCAAGAAGACCAUAUUGCUGUUACUCAGGAGCAGUACGAGUUAUACUGUGAGAUGGGUAGUACAUUCCAACUAUGUAAAAUUUGUGCCGAAAACGACAAAGAUGUACGCAUUGAACCUUGUCAGCACCUGUUAUGCACACCUUGCCUCACGGCCUGGCAAGCGGGAUCCGAGGGCCAAGGCAGCCAAGGUUGUCCCUUCUGUAGGGCUGAAAUAAAAGGCACCGAGCAGAUUGUUGUGGAUCCUUUUGACCCGAAGAAAUCCCAUCAACGAAAAACGUUUACGACCGCCUCUGGAAAUACCGGAAACAUUGAUGAUGAAGACUUCGAGUUAGAGGACGUUGGAGAGUUAUGGAACUGUGCUGGCAGUAGUCUACAUGCACUUUCAAUAGCUCCCAGAAGUGAAAUAUCGGCUUCGGCUAGUCCAAUGAUUUCGCCAGGAAGCAGUCCUAGAUGCUUGCGCAGAAACGUGCCAGUAAUUGUUCCCAGUUCACUUCCCCCACCGCUACCUCCAAGAAAAAGUUCGCCCACACAUGAGCAAACAAUUCUUCCAACUACAUCAACCAUGGGUAUGCGAAACGGUGCCACCUCAAAUGCGGGUUUAAGUGAAGCACAAUCAGUCACGAAUUUAUUACAAAAUCCAGUAGAAGUACCUCAAAUACCAAAGAGCAGCUCGAUGCUGAACAUCGAGUUACAUAGGAAUAACAGUAUUGAGCAUGAAAAUGAAGUUAGUUCCCCAGACACAAUAUAUGGAGUUGUUAUACAAAAUUGUGAUUACUAUGAUAGAAAUGUCUUCGAUUUUAAAACACCCAACAGGCAUCUGAGUUGUCCGUCGAACAGGAGCGGUCCUAGAGCACCAAAACCUGUAAAAUCAAACACAACACCUAAUAUUAGUCAAACUUCUGAUCCCAAUCUACCUCCACAGUAUGAAAACGUAGAAUUAGAAAUACCACCUAAGAUCAAACAAAGAUUCAACCCUCUGGAACGGGAAACAAAUGUUCCUUAUGAAAACCUCAACAUGGAUUACAUCAAGAAGUUGGUUAGCGAAGGAUAUUCUAGAGAUUCGGUUAUAAAAGCUUUGGGGAUCACCAGGAACAAUGUUGAUAUGGCUUGUGAUAUUUUGCAUGAGUUCGGAACAAAAUUAGGAUAGCAAACAUAAUUUUUCUACAUUCAGCUUAUGCAUUUCAACAGCAAAUUGAAGUUGUAAGGUUUAAGUUUCAAAACCCAAUUGAUCAUCUAGGUUUAAGGAUAGAAAACACCAAAAGGGUAAAAGUUGGACCUAGAUUAGUCCAGUGCUUACUUCACUGGUCAAUUAAGUGGUAGUCUGUAGGCAAUAUUAGUAUAGCAGGAUAUCUCUGUGAAUCAUAUUUUGGAUAAUUCCCAUAUUUUGCUAGCAAAACAAACAUUCAGAGUGAUUUCAAAUCUUAUUUUAUUCAUCAAUGAAUGUGUUGCCGAUUUUUCUUUUCCUAACGAAAAUAUGUCUUAUCAACUUUUCACAUCCCACUGAGAUAGUUGACAAUAUUUUGAACCUAUUUUUUUUGAGUAUUCAGCUUUCCACAAUAUGAAAAAUGACAUUAGAUCAAUCGAGAAUCUACUAUAGUGUAAGAAAGGACAAACUGAAAAGUUCACCCCGAAGAGUUACUGCGUAAAACAAAUCACUGAAAGGUUCAAUUAGUCAGUAACUUGUAUCCACAAAUUUUGCCUACUAAUUGAAUAAUCUAUGGAGAAAAAAAUCAUGUACUCAGCGGUCGGUAGCCAGGCGGUUCGACGUGGGUGCUUUGU